Molecule: messenger RNA, 3412 nt
Organism: Cydia fagiglandana
Lineage: Eukaryota; Metazoa; Arthropoda; Insecta; Lepidoptera; Tortricidae
Product: DDB1- and CUL4-associated factor 5
Exons: 15
Coding region: 78-2690 (870 amino acids)
Cellular component (GO): Cul4-RING E3 ubiquitin ligase complex; cytoplasm
Molecular function (GO): protein binding
Source: RefSeq, a predicted model, not a curated record
CUGACUGUCGACGCAGGACAGGACAAAGUUUUGAUUAUUCGUGAAUAAAUAAGAAAAUGGUUGUUUAAAAUCUCAGAAUGGCGAAUAAAGCUAACCCGUUACCAUAUAUCCAGAAAAGGGAAUAUGGAAUAGUGCCCGAUCUUAAGGCUACGUUGUUUGAAAACAGGUUGAGUGCAGCGAAGAACCUGUAUCGGAAGGAUUUAAAGUGCCAUUUUGGAUGUGUAAAUGCUAUCGAGUUUUCCUGUAAUGGCGAAAUACUUGUAUCUGGUGGAGAUGACAGAAGGGUAAUGUUAUGGCAGUUUGGGCAGGCCAUUGUGGAUCGAGGCCAACCUGAGGCCAUGAAGUCGACCCACCAGUCUAACAUAUUUUGUCUUGGGAUUACUGAUGACUCGAAGAAGAUUUACUCUGGAGGCAAUGAUGAUAUGGUAAUCGUACAUGAUGUGGAGAGCAAGCGCCCAGUAGAAGUGUUAAGCCAUCAGCGCGCCGUGUGCUGCCUCAGCAUCGACCCGUUUAACGACCGUGUGGUCUCCACGGCGGGCAACGAUGGCAGACUUCUGCUCUUUGAUACUAGGCAAUCUGUUCAUGAGUCCUUGGUGAUAUCGCGCAGCAGGAAAGCCUUCCACGGUGUGAUGUUCCACCCCACGCAGAAGGACAUACUCGUGUCCGCAAACGCUAGGGAUGGAGUCGCGCUCUGGGAUCUCAAAUCGCCUAAACGCCCGUUGAUUCGCUACUCAGGCAACGGCAACGGUCCGUUCCAAAACAGCAUGUCGGUUCGCUUUAACAAAGCCGGCACGCAUGUACUGGCGCUGCGGCGGCGGCUCCCGCCAGUGCUGUACGCGCUGUAUGAGCAGGAGCCGCGUGCAGAGUUCUUCCACCAGGACUACUACAAUUCGUGCACCAUGAAGAGCUGCAGUUUCGCGGGCGAGGGUGACAAAUAUGUGCUAUCAGGGUCCGAUGAUUUUAACCUUUACUUAUGGAAAGUUCCUGAACCUGGAAGUGAAGAUGUGGUAGUGGAGAGUCCGCAUAUAGUGCUGUACGGGCACCGCUCGAUCGUGAAUCAAGUGCGUUUCAACCCUCAGUACUCUCUCAUUGCCUCGUCCGGAGUAGAGAAAAUCAUCAAGCUGUGGUCGACGAUGGAGUACCCGGCGAUGCGCGGCGAUUUGCUAGAGAGCGCCACUGGCUCGGACAAUCCGCGGGAGAUCUACGGUCAAGAUGACUAUGUGACGCUCAUGCACCUCAAUGGACAGUACAUAUCGCACAACUACGCGGACCAAUCCACGAGCGAAGACCCCCGAAUGAUGGCAUUCUUCGACUCGCUUGUGCAACGCGAGCUCGAGUGCCUCGGCGAGAGCUCAGAGUCUUCGGAAGCGGCGCAUCACACUGAUUCCUGUGAGGAAGAGGCGCAUCUACUAGCGGACUUCCUGCCGCUCGUACUGCCGCCUAAAAUAAGGAUAAGUAACAGCGCAAGCCGCAGUCAAAGGGGUCCAAAUAGGCUGGCGCGGUUGGUAGCGUCGCGCUAUCCAAAGAAUUCACGUGAAGCCCAGAAAAGAGGCACAGUCAGACGCAGCAAGCACCUGGACCGGCGGGCGUUGCUCAGCAAGUUCAAGAUGCUGCCGACGCGCGCGAGCGCCAAGGGCAAGCAGAGGUCGAGCGGGUCGUCGCGACGCGCUCCGCGGGGACUCGAGAACGGGCCGCGGUCUCGCUUGGUGCGGUGCGCUCGCGCCGGGCCGGCGGCGGCGGCGGCGGCGGCGGCGCGGCGCGACCCGCCCUCCAGCGAGCACGACGAGGACGAGCCGCGCCCGCUCUACAGACCCACAGGACGGAACCUCCGGCCGCUGCGCAGGCGGAUGAAUCUGUCCAGAGCAUCAAAAAGGAAAACUAAAGCGACAAACACUAGUUACAGAAAGUCUGUUAUGAAUUUAAGAAGCAGUGGAUUCACCCAGGACAGCGAUAAUGGCGUUCCUCUUUCCAGUAGAGCUGACUACCUGGAUGGCAUGGACUCGAUGACGUUACCAAGCACAAGCACAGGGUACAGGGGCGAAAACACAUCGGCGAUGUUCAGAGUGGCGGCCGAUUCCGACGACCAAUCAGGCAGCGGGUCGUCGUCCCCCGCCAGCGGCUGCGAGGGGCGGCCCGCGCACCGCGUACACGGCUUCGACCUCGACUUCACCACCCCUGGACCCUACAACAUCGGUUCGUACACCAGAAUGGAGGAGUACAUGACGCAAUACAACGGGGAUGAAACGCGCGACUCGCUAAUAGUCGAGCCUCCAGAGUCCGACUCCACCCCGCCACCUUUCGAAACCAGGCACCGGAGAAAAGGUAGGAGAAUGGGAAGGAGUUUGAAAAGGACAGAUUCCAGCGAAUCGCCCCCGCCAAAAGACCAGGCGAUCGUGCCCGAUAGGUUAUCUAAAGAGUAUAAUAACAGGACUAUAGCGCGACUGAUGAACGAGACGAACGAGAGUGAACUAGAGAGCAGUUGCAGCACCGAGGGGAGCAUGUGGCCGGCGCCGGGCUCGCUGGGGACGCCGGACAGCGGCGUGGGCACGGCGGCCGGCAGCACGGAGCGCCGCUCGCAGCCCGCCGGCGAUGUGUCCGAUGACCAGGACUGGCAGGCGCUCAAGCUCCGGCAGCGAGUUAAAAAGGCGAGGCGCAACUAUAGGAAACAUAUGGAGUCUGAUUCUAAUUAAUAUGAAAAGCGUUAAGAUUUUAUUGAGCGUCCAGGAAAUAAAUGGUGACUGAGCAUUUUAAAAAUAUCUAUUGAACGUCGAGGCACUUUAAGAGCAGUGUUGGGAGUGUUGGAACAACCUACGUUCGAUUUUUUUUAUAAAUCAUAAUUAAGCAUGGCCUCAUUAUUCUUAUUGAAAUGUAUGUGAUUACAUCUAUAUUUUUAUUAUAGUUGAAAACUGUGCUCUUGUUUUCGGGCAGAUGAUUAAAACUAAUUUUUCAGUUCUUGUUCAGUUGAUCCAAUCUAACCAAUGUUAAGAGGUGAACAAAACCAAGUUUACUAUGCUGUAACAUUAUUAAGUUGUGUAAUCUCAAACCUAGAGGUUAUUUACAUUUAGUUAUAAAAAAAGUUUGAAAUGAUCGUAGUCAUCGUUUACUUUUACGAGUGCCCAACUCUGUUUUUAAUUAUGAGAACCAAAAACUAUUUUGGGAAAUGGGGCACUCAUAGUUUUCGCCCUGGACCCUUCAAUUGAUAAAUGUAGACACUAUGCGACGACUUUUUUGCAGCUAAUCAGUUUGAGUCAUGAGUCUGACGGGAUUCGGCGUUGAUAUACCCCAUUAUCUUUAGAGCACGUACAAAUAGCAACACUCUUAACUGUACAUCGAUGGACCUUAUUACAAAACGCAUAAGGUCCACCGACAGACUGUUAACAGUGUGGGCGAUGGUAGGCGGAGGUUGCGGUUG